GUAAACAAACGCAGCCGCGGGUUUCCGAAGCUGUGUAAUGCUAGAAUAUAUAAGGUGAGCUUGUCUCAUCUUGUCCCGUGUGGCGGGAGAGUCCGCUGCAGCGGCCUCUCUGCCUCUGAUCGCUGGCUGUAAGGUCCGCGCAGUGAGAAGUGGCGGGCUGAGCCACGAUUCAAACGGAGACACCGAACCGUCCAGGAGAACAGCGCCCUGACACAGAUGGAGCCUUUCCUGGGUUCAGUGCUGAACCCCGAUCUGAGCUCUGUCCUGUCAUCCUGUGAGCCGGAGCUGCAGGAGCUCAUGAGGCAGAUCGACAUCAUGAUCAACCAUCAGAAGAGAGAGUGGGAGGCUGAGAGAGGCUCCCUGGAGCACAGGCUGAAAUGUGGAGAAGGGGAGCUCUCAACCCUGAGGAGCGUUGUUGCAGGCAGGGACCUGGAGAUUGGAUUGCUUCACAAGCAGAGAGAAGAUGCCGAGGCAAAUCGACAGGAAAUAGCUACCAAGUACGAACAACAGUUGCAGAAGGUCCGGGAGGAGUUGGAUAAACUGAAGAAAAGUUACCUCAAGCUUCAGCGCAAACAGCUCAAGGAGGCAAGUGGAGCAGCAAAGGAGACAGACCUCUCAAAGUUGCAGGAAUACCACCAGCGGUCCCUGGCGUGGGAGCAACAACGUGUCCAGUACCAAGAACAGCUGAGGCAUCUGGAGGCUCAGAAUAAAAACCUGAGUGAAGAGCUCUCAGAAGCAAAAUCUCAGUGUGCGUCAUGCCAGGUGGAGAGGGAGCACAGGGACUGCUGUUUGGAGACGCAACGUCUGCGUGCGAAGCUGGAGGAGGCUCAGGGCAGAAUACACUCACAGGAGCUCCAGCUGGAGCGCCUUCGACCUCUGGAGACCUGCCUGGGCCAGUACGAGCGGGGGCAGCAGCUGCUUUCCAAGGAACGCGAGGAGCUGCACGCCACACUGCACUCCCAGGAUUCAUUUGUGCAGCGGACCAGUCUGGAGAGUCAGAGGCUUCACAAUGAAACCACCAGACUGAACCAGAUGCUGCAGGCUAAAGACCAAGUCAUUCGCUCUUUGGAGGAUUGCCUGGCAGUUCAGGGCUGCUCCGGUGUGGAGACCCUCCGACGAGAUCUGGAGAAGACGUUGGCCAAGCUCCACGGCGCCCAGAUGUGUGAGGUGCAUCUCAAGGCCGAGGUGGCGUGUCUCAGAGAGAGGCUUGAAAAGGUCAGCAGACAGAAAGGAGCUCUGUCAGCGACAGAAGUGCAGCUGAAGAACCUGAAAGCAGAACACUCCUCUUCUCUAGCAGAAGUGAAAAAGCUCAGGGAGGAGCUUCAGAGGGCCGAGCGGACUCACAGCGGUGAGGUUGAAGGGAUGAAGAAGGAGGUGUCGAAGCUGGCCGGCGAGCUUCACCAGCGCAACCUCACCAUCAGCGCGCUGCACAGUUCCUCGUCUGGAGUCAAACAGCAGCUCAGCGAGGAGGCGGAGCGAGCGGAGCAGAGGGCGGCUGAGCUCAGAAAGACUCGAGCACAGCUGGGAACUCUGCAAACUGAGAACCAGCACCUGAAAGGUCUGCUGCAGAAACUGCAUAAGGGAGGGGAUCCCUCGCUGGAGGAGAGCUACGUCUGCUCUCUGAGCGGCCUCGAGCAGGAGAACCUGCAACUGAGGCAGGCGCUCAGUCACAUGCGCUCACAGCUCUCGCACCAGGACAAGCUCUCUGAGCGAGCUCUCGUCAGCCAUGCCACCGCAGACCGGCUGGAGCCUGCUCAGGACCGGUUCCAGGAGGAAGUGCAGCGCAGUCGGGAUCAGACACAAGAGCCAAACCCUGGUUAUGAGGGGAAGAUCCAGAGGCUGUUCAAAGAGCUUCAAACCGUGACCGAGUCCUCCGCAGACCAACCUGGCAACCUGGACAGCCGGCCGCCGUCGUCCUCUUCCUCCUCAUCCUCCAGCAGCAGCAAACGACUGUCCAGGGCGAUAUCUGUGCAGUCUUCGCUCGCACAUGAAUCUGCUGCUGCGGGACAAAGUAGAAGCUCCAGAGCCUCUCCGCACUCACCCUCCACAGAGCAGGAGGCUCUGCCUGCAUCCCCAGCACACAGCACAGUCUCCCGUUUCCUGGAGGAGGAGAGCCUGCGCUGCACAGAGCUGCAGCACAGACUGGACAGCCACAUCCAGGGCCUGCGAGAGAGCAGCGUCAGGACCAUGUCCAAGUACCUGCCCAGUGCGGCAGGGCCUCAGCCUGCUCAGACUUCAGGGCAGAGCAGUCAGUGAUCCUGUUCUCACGUUUCCACUUCGCUGUCCAGGAUAACAACAACGGGCUCAUGAUUAAACUUCGGGAGUUGAAGUUCUGUUUUUUUUUUUUUUUUUUAGCAUUUGCACAUUUGCAAUCAGGUUGUACAAAUUUGACUUCACCAAAGUGUUUCUUAAUAGUUUGCCUCAUGAAACGCUAAAAAAAAAAAUCGAAAUAAAGACAAAAAAACAGGUAACUGUCUGUCCAGAAGGAGUGACUGAGAGUAUCCCGGUAAAUCUGGUCAAAUGCAACAACUUUUGAUUAUCCCAUUAAAAAAAAAACUACUAAAAACAGAGAGAUAUAGAAGAAACUUACAUCAAUAAACCAAUCACAGAUUUUGUAUUGUGGACUUCAGCUCUGGACAGCAAGACUGUGAGGCUGGUGUCAAAUUACAAGUCGUGCUGUGCAGGACUGUCCAGCAUUGGCCCACCCCUCAUGUUGGACAGUGUUGAUGUGAGGCUUCCUGAAGAGUUGGCAUUAGCUCUGUCCCCGGUGCCUGUUGUCCACGUUUACCGAUUCAAACCCGAGUCUUCAGAUGAGCUCGGUGCUCAGAGAAAGUCUUUUCUCAUAAAGCAGUGAAUCACCGCAUUCUUCUGUGUUUGUUUGAGUUACGAUAUUGAAUUUGGCCUCAGCAAUGUGUCAGACUUCUGACCUCAAGUGGCAUUUUUAUUCUUCUUUCUCCCAGAAAGCUGCAUGCUCCCAUUUUUCAGCCGGUCUGGUAUGCAUCGUGAGCACUAAAAAAGAACGUCUCUGCGAGCGAGACGACACCCGUCCUCCCCGCGCGUCUGUCGUAACCAGGAAAAUACCGCAUACAUGCGGUACGUCUCGUCUUUAAGGAGGGACGGCUCGCUCCGCGGCCCUCUUCUUUUCCCUCUUUAACUCCCAAACACCCCCAGCACCACCGCCGUCAGCGCCGCCCACCCUGCAGAGGCCCUCCAGCUUGUCUCGCACAGGAAUGCGCGCACCAUGCCAAUGCUGUCAUGAACCUUCCCCUGCGGCCGGCUUUGUCCUCAUCAUUAGAAAGCUGAUGGAAUGUUAAUAUCAACCAUGUGGAGGACCGAAGGGCCGAGCGGAGGGGGGUGUCGUUAGGUUUUUACUGCUUCCCUAAUGAAGGACACGCCGAUAGAAUGGAAAUAAAGUGAAAAACAAAUCUGGAGAAAAGUGUGUUUCUGAUUUUUGCCGUCACACUAAAAUAAUAACAAAGCUGAAGUAAUGCUCCGCUGCCUCCGAGUCCUCUGACUUCUCCCUCUGGUAUUUGGUAGCCUGUGCUACGAGCACUGUAAGCCCCAACAAACAGCACUGAGGAAUUUGGCAAGGCAGGCAUUCCUCUGGCUCUCUUUGGAGGGAGGUGAAAAGGUUUUUAUAUGUGGAGAUUCCUUGAAGGGGCCUUGUGAAAGGGAGGAGAGGGGCUGAUUCAAGUCCAGCGAGAGUUUGGAUGACUUUAUUUACCUAAUGAUCCCCAGAAAAACACACUUCAGCCC
Molecule: messenger RNA, 3756 nt
Organism: Salarias fasciatus (jewelled blenny)
Lineage: Eukaryota; Metazoa; Chordata; Actinopteri; Blenniiformes; Blenniidae
Gene: cep63
Product: centrosomal protein 63
Exons: 14
Coding region: 217-2256 (679 amino acids)
Biological process (GO): centriole replication; de novo centriole assembly involved in multi-ciliated epithelial cell differentiation
Cellular component (GO): centriole
Source: RefSeq, a predicted model, not a curated record